UUUCUUUAUAGCAAUUUAUCCUUUCACAGAGAAAUCUGCUGAAAGGGCAAUAAAAAUCGAUCCUUUUUCUGGUAUCAAUGGGAGCCGAAGAAGAACAGAAAGGAAACCAAGAGGGCAGAAUCGCUGAAGGAUCGAACCCAAUCUCAGAAUCCCAAUUCCUCUCAUGGAAGCGCCGAAAGGAUGCUGAUUCAUCAGCUAGAAAAGCUGAGGCAGCUAGGAAACGUGCAGAAGACAUUGCCUUAGGAACAGUGCAGAUGAAUGGUCGCGAGCUCUUCCUCCAUGAACCUUGGGUAUUUGAUAACAAUCAAUAUUGAAAAUUCUUGAGCAUAGAUUCGGAUGUAUCAAGCUUUAGGGCUGCAUUUGAGAGGUUACCAAAUGGGAGUAACGGUAAUUUCUUUGCCUAAGAGAUCGGUAUAUGUGGCGUAAUCAGACGACAUGAUGACGAAAUCUAUUAUGUCGCUUUUUCUCUCUUUUAGUUAUAUAUGUGACUAUGCUGUGUGUUGAGAAGCAGGGGGAGAAUAAAUCAACUCUAUAUUCUAUGGAUUUUUUUUUCUCUCUCUUCUCAAAUAAGGGCAAUUAUUUGGUCUUGAGCUUACCUGGCCCCUGCUUUACUAGGAAACGGGAACUUGGUAACAUCCCAUGAUAAAUUGUUUGUUAUGACACGAGAUAUCACACAAAUACAUAAAAAACCCUAAAUGGAUUAAGUUGAUGAAUUUGAAGCA
Asparagus officinalis (garden asparagus) is the source of this 722-nucleotide messenger RNA. Its product is annotated as zinc finger CCCH domain-containing protein 15 homolog. The record is from RefSeq and is a predicted model, not a curated record. Lineage: Eukaryota; Viridiplantae; Streptophyta; Magnoliopsida; Asparagales; Asparagaceae. The coding region runs from base 78 to 314 and encodes 78 amino acids. The transcript has 3 exons.